Molecule: messenger RNA, 1639 nt
Organism: Erigeron canadensis
Lineage: Eukaryota; Viridiplantae; Streptophyta; Magnoliopsida; Asterales; Asteraceae
Product: probable pectinesterase/pectinesterase inhibitor 41
Exons: 2
Coding region: 1-1572 (523 amino acids)
Biological process (GO): cell wall modification
Molecular function (GO): pectinesterase inhibitor activity; pectinesterase activity
Source: RefSeq, a predicted model, not a curated record
AUGGAUUCCAUUACCGUUUUCUUCUCCUUCUUAAUUCUCCUCCUCACCCCUUCAUCAUCCCUCCUUACCGACGACAAUUCUACAGACAAUGUCUAUGAAAACUGUCGCUUCUCAUUCCUUAAAUCCCUAUCCGCGGCUACUAAAUUCGCAAACUUAGUAGACAACUACCUCCGUAGUUCAUCUGGCUUAACCGUUGGCGCGAUCAAUGCACUUGAAGAUUGCCAAUACUUAGCUAGACUAAACAUUGACUUCCUUUCAACUUGUCUUCAAACAAUCAACUCCACUCAAACAACAAGCCUUCCCGGUACGAAAAUAGAAGACACUCAAUCCAUCCUUAGUGCUAUUUUAACUGAUACUGAAACAUGUGUAGACGGCUUAAAAGAAAAUGCUGCUUCUUGGACAUCGAAAAACGGCAUCAUAUCUCCAAUAAGAACUGAUGACAAAUUGUAUAGUACUUCACUAGCUCUUUUCAACAAAGGAUGGGGUAGUAGUAAAAAGGGUAAAAGAAUUGGUUUUUCACAUAGAUUAUACAAUGGUUUCAAAAAUGGUAAAUUGCCAACAUUUAAAAUGUCUCAAAAGCCAAAAACUAUAUUAGAAAAUGUUGGUGAUCAGAUAGUUGUUAGUAAUUCUGUGGUGGUAAGUCAAGAUGGUACCGGUAACUUUACCAAAAUUACUGAUGCGGUUAACUCUGCCCCGAAUAAUUCUGAUGCUACUGCUGGUUAUUUUGUGAUAUACGUGAGGGCCGGUCUUUAUGAAGAGUAUGUUAACAUUCCAAAAAGCAAAAAGUACUUGAUGAUGAUCGGCGAUGGAAUUAAUCAGACUGUGAUCACCGGAAAUCGUAGUGUUGUUGAUGGCUCGACCACCUUCCGUUCUGCAACAUUCAUUGUUGUAUCACCUUACUUUGUGGGAGUCAACUUGACAAUUCGAAACACAGCAGGAGCCAUAAAACAUCAAGCAGUGGCAUUAAGAAAUAGUGCCGAUUUGUCAACGUUUUAUAGCUGCAGUUUUGAAGGCUACCAAGAUACAUUAUACGCACACUCCCUGCGUCAGUUCUAUCGUGAAUGUGACAUAUAUGGCACGGUUGACUUUAUUUUUGGAAAUGCGGCUGCAGUGUUCCAAAACUGUAACAUAUAUCCACGCUUACCUAUGUCCGGUCAGUUCAAUGCCAUUACAGCACAAGGCAGAACAGAUCCGGGCCAAAACACAGGUACUUCUAUACAAAGGUGUAACAUUCGGGCUGCUGAUGAUUUGGCAGCUAGUAAUGGGACUACGGUAACAUAUUUGGGGCGUCCUUGGAAAGAGUAUUCGAGGACGGUCUAUAUGCAGUCUUAUAUGGAUAGUUUGAUUACUCCAGCAGGGUGGUCGAUAUGGUCUGGUGAUUUUGCGUUGAAUACAUCUUAUUAUGCAGAGUUUAAUAACUCUGGGCCUGGGUCGGAUACUAGUAGUAGAGUUACUUGGCCUGGAUUUCAUGUUAUUGAUGCAACGGAAGCUGUUAACUUUACUGUGUCUACUUUUAUACUUGGUGAUGAGUUUUUGCCUCAGACGGGUGUCCCUUACGAUGGAGGGUUAUGAUCGGUGAAUUCAGUGCCAUUUAUACAGCAUACCCCUAUUUUAAAUUUAAAAUGUAUACUGAUUUAUA